Messenger RNA from Vicia faba (fava bean), 393 nucleotides. The record is from the annotation of a GenBank genome assembly. NCBI's taxonomy places the organism in Eukaryota, Viridiplantae, Streptophyta, Magnoliopsida, Fabales, Fabaceae.
AUGGCUUUCUUCACCCUAAACCCCAUUCUCACUCCUCUCUCUUCUUCGCUUAAACCUAAUCUUCCUUCUUCUUCUUCCUCUUCUUCUUGUAACUGUCGAUUACCGUUUAUCUUCUCUAUCCUUCCCCGUUCGCGUUCUUCGAGGCAUGUCGUUCGUAUGGCUCCUGAUGAAGAGAAGAUGACUCGUCGUUCGCCUAUGGAUUUCCCAAUCGAAUGGGAAAGGCCUAGGCCAGGACGAAGACCGGAUAUUUUCCCUCAGUUUAGUCCGAUGAAGACACCCUUGCCACCUCCAAUGCCUGCAGAUCCUCCUGAAGAGGAUGAAGAAGAGGAAGAACAGAAAGAGCAAGAGGAAGAUCCUGAAAACGAGGAGCAAGAGAAUCCAGAACAGCAAUAG